This is a messenger RNA of Gracilinanus agilis (Agile Gracile Mouse Opossum), 1353 nucleotides long. It is a transcript of the gene ZBTB26, whose product is annotated as zinc finger and BTB domain containing 26. The transcript has a single exon. Gene Ontology annotation, molecular function: protein binding. Bases 28 to 1353 code for a protein of 441 amino acids. Lineage: Eukaryota; Metazoa; Chordata; Mammalia; Didelphimorphia; Didelphidae. The record is from RefSeq and is a predicted model, not a curated record.
ACAUUUCCACCCUUUAGGUCUGCCACAAUGUCUGAAAGAUCAGAUCUCCUUCGCUUCAAGUUUGAAAAUUAUGGAGAUUCAAUGUUACAAAAAAUGAACAAGUUAAGAGAAGAAAAUAAGUUUUGCGACGUCGCAGUUCAUAUAGAUGAUAUUGAGGUUCAGGGACAUAAAAUUGUGUUUGCCGCAGGCUCACCCUUCCUAAGAGACCAGUUCUUACUGAAUGAUUCCAGAGAAAUAAAGAUUUCCAUAUUGCAGAGUUCAGAAGUGGGGAGACAAUUGCUGCUAUCCUGUUAUAGUGGCAUUCUGGAAUUUCCUGAGAUGGAACUGGUAAAUUAUUUGACAGCUGCCAGCUUUCUUCAGAUGAGCCACAUUGUAGAACGGUGUACACAGGCCCUUUGGAAGUUUAUAAAGCCCAAGCAACCCUUGGAGGGCAAAGAGGAAUGUGAACAGCAGAGUGAUUCUUCAGAGUCAAAAGAACAGCAGGUAGAUGACAGAGACUCACAGGAGCAGGACUCCCCCUGUAUUCAGCCCUCUGAGGAUAGUAUGGACAUGGAGGACAGUGACAUUCAGAUUGUUAAAGUAGAAUCAAUUGGGGAAGUUUCAGAAGUUAGGAAUAAAAAAGAUCAAAAUCAGUUUAUUUCUUCUGAACCAACUGCUUUACAUUCCUCAGAACCCCAGCACUCUCUAAUUAACUCAACUGUGGAAAACAGAGUAAAUGAAAUUGAACAAAACCACCUCCACAAUUAUGCCCUUUCUUAUGCAGGUAGUGAUAACAUCAUUAUGGCCUCUAAAGACUUGUUUGGUCCUAAUAAUCGUGGAGUAGACAAAGGCCUUCAGUGGCAUCACCAGUGCCCAAAGUGUACCAGGGUGUUCCGUCAUCUAGAGAACUAUGCCAACCACUUAAAGAUGCAUAAACUCUUUAUGUGUUUACUCUGCGGGAAGACUUUUACUCAGAAAGGCAACCUCCACCGACACAUGCGAGUACAUGCAGGCAUCAAACCUUUCCAGUGUAAAAUUUGUGGGAAAACCUUCUCUCAGAAAUGUUCCUUACAGGAUCACCUUAACCUUCAUAGCGGAGAUAAACCCCAUAAAUGUAACUAUUGCGACAUGGUUUUUGCACAUAAACCAGUUUUGAGAAAACACCUGAAGCAGUUGCAUGGUAAAAACAGCUUUGAUAAUGCUAAUGAAAGAAAUGUACAAGACCUCACAGUGGAUUUUGAUUCUUUUGCUUGUACCACAGUUACAGAAACUAAAGGGUGCCAGCAGCCACCUGAUGCAUCCCAGGUAUUAGAUGCAGGUAAACUGGCCCAGGCUGUACUGACUAUAAGGAGUGAUGGUACUUGUGUUAAUUAA